AUGGGUCUCAUGAGGACAGAUGCGCAUGCCUCAGAACGGAAGAUUAUCCUGGAAGCGCUCGCAAACUCCCUCGGACCGGAUGGACAACAGAAGUUUAUCAUCGACCUUCGCCUUUUGAACAUCCUGUACAGAGGCCACGAGAUGCUAUGGAGUGUGUCGCCGUGCCAUGUUGCCGCUGUCAGGUACGUGACCCGUGACCUGGAAGCGAUAGAACCACCCGAUCACACCUACACGAGACAGAACCGUAUCCAACGCAUCUCGCAUCAGGCUGCACGGAUCGUCUUCGCUCGCUACCUGCAUAACGUCCAGCCUCAGGACGUAGAGCCACUGGUUGAAAAGGCUCUACAGUACUUGGAAGAAUUGCGUGAGAGUAACAAUGAGAGCCAGUAUACUCAGGUCGGAUACUCGCGGCUCACGCCCCAUCACGAGGAGCGGGUGAUGAGAUGGCUCAAAGGGCGGUUCAGACCGGGCUUGCGUCGUGUCAAUUACAGCUUGCAGAUGAUGAGGAAAUAUUGGGAACAUCUAGAUCUUGCGGGAAAUGAGCCUUCAUGA
Fulvia fulva is the source of this 552-nucleotide messenger RNA. RefSeq lists its product as uncharacterized. The record is from RefSeq and is a predicted model, not a curated record. Lineage: Eukaryota; Fungi; Ascomycota; Dothideomycetes; Mycosphaerellales; Mycosphaerellaceae. The coding region runs from base 1 to 552 and encodes 183 amino acids. The transcript has 2 exons.